GAAGAAUUUAACCUUAUUAAAAUUUCCAUAUCUGUCAAAGUCAAUCUCUUACAUUUUAGAAAUUUUAUUUAUACAAAUCUCUGAUUUACAUAAUAAUUACGUUGUUAUCUUUAAUGAGGCAUUAGUCAAAAUGACCGAAAACAAAAGAGUAGUACCACCGAUUCUACAAAAUCUGCUGAAGUAUGAUGCAUAUAUUACUAACGAAGCAGUCACCUUUGCUCAAAGAUUUCUACCUUUCGAAAAAUAUGAAGUGUAUUAUACAGCUUUAGAGCUCUCAUGUAAUGGAUUAAUACAUUUGCCUUUUUGGUUCGUAUUCUCUUGGUUAUUCGAUUACCCGGACUUUGUACAAAUGCAGGUCAAUAUGCUUUUCGGUCUGUGUUUAGACGUAAUACUGGUGGCUGUAAUAAAGGCAUUUGUAAGAAGAAGAAGACCGCAUCGAAACGUUGAUAAAUAUAACAGUCAAUUAGGUCCAGAUGUGUACAGUUUUCCAUCUGGUCACGCUAGUCGUGCGUUUUUCGUGGCCUAUUUUUUUACAGUUCUUUGGCCAAUCAAUUUCAUAUUCCAUCUACCUUUAAUAGCAUGGGCAUUGAGCGUUGGAAUAAGCAGGCUUUUGUUGAACAGGCAUUACAUAGGGGAUAUAACUUGUGGUUUUCUGUUGGGCAUGUUUGUAAGUAAUAUAGUAGGAUUUUUAUGGAUCGAAGAAAGUACUGCAAAGUGGUUGUUUAAUUACGUUUCAGAUGAUAAAUUGUAAAUUGUGGGUGGAUUUUUCAAUGCUUUCUGAUCAUUUUUUUUUAAGAUUUCUUUAUAGAUUUGAAUCAUGACUAACCUAGUCUCAAACACAUUUCACUCGUUGACUAGUCUAUUUUUAAAUUACUUUGUUUUUACACCAUUCCGGUUAUCUAAUAAAAGUAUUGCUCAUAUAUAAAAGUUCUCUUAAAUGCUCAAUGAGAUUUGUUUAAUAUUUACGCAGAUAUUUUAUUUAUUGUUAAGGUAUUUAACUAAACCAAAGAUGAAUCUUAUAAACCACAAGACGUUAAAUGAUAUUUUUAAAAACCCAUCAAAUGGAAUAAUUAGUUUAUAUUUUUUGUUCUCUGUGUAUUCAGAUUUCAUCCUCUUUAUGUAAAGUAUUA
Molecule: messenger RNA, 1130 nt
Organism: Phyllotreta striolata
Lineage: Eukaryota; Metazoa; Arthropoda; Insecta; Coleoptera; Chrysomelidae
Source: the annotation of a GenBank genome assembly